Molecule: messenger RNA, 2764 nt
Organism: Poeciliopsis prolifica (blackstripe livebearer)
Lineage: Eukaryota; Metazoa; Chordata; Actinopteri; Cyprinodontiformes; Poeciliidae
Product: sodium/potassium/calcium exchanger 1-like
Exons: 4
Coding region: 414-1112 (232 amino acids)
Source: RefSeq, a predicted model, not a curated record
AAACAAGUUGACAAGACACUUCUGUCAUCAAAAAACCCAAACGAGUUUCCCAGACUGGCCUGAGGGGGCGCUGCUGUUCCGCGCAGCAGAAAUCCAGCGGGAGAAGAAGAUCAGAAGCUACAACAAUAAUCCAGGUAAAAGCAGCUCCGCGGGGCGAAAAUCUGAGAAAAAACCGAGGAUUAAGGAGAAAAUUCACGGUGUCAGGAUUACAGAAGAAGGAUUAGGAGAAGAAAAGUGGGAAUAAUCGUUCCUGGAGGUUAAUCUGGGCGCCAUGUUGUUUAUUUCUCCAGAUGUUUUGAUGCGCAGACUGUAGCUUGUUUUGACCCCGGCGCUGUUUUUGCUGUUUUUGUUGUUUUUGCUGCUUUUGUUAGUUUUCGGGUUUUCGUGGCUGAGCCCCGGCAGCAGCAGCGGACAUGGAGAGCCUCUACAAGCGGAAAAUGUUCGCCUCCAUGAGGAAGACCAAGGUGGCCGCCUCCAAGAAGCGCCAGAUCGGCCUUCCCGCCUCCAUCCUGGACGACAGCGAUGAAGGCUCGUUCUCCUCCUCCUCCUCCGGGUCCCAGUCGGACUUCCAGAGCUCCCCGGAGGAGGACAGCGAGCAGGCGGACCGGGACUGGAGCGAGUCCGGCGGGAGCUCCAGCGACGACAGCCGCUCGGUGAGCCGCAGGAAGCGCUCCUUCCUGGGCGGCGAUGACAGCUCCUCUUCCUCCAGCCCCGGAGAGGAGGAGGAGGAGGAGGGCCGCAGCCAGCCGCGGAGGAGCAGCCAGCCGCGGAAGAGGAGCCGGCUGCAGAGGCAGGAGGAGUCGGACUCGGAGCAGACGGAGGAGAAGCGGAAGGAGGAGGCGGAGAAGGAGAAGCGGAGGCAGCGGCACAACAAGCUGCUGGCGCUGUCCCGGAGGAUGAAGGCCCGCGUCCCCAACAGGAGGCGGAGCCGCGUCAAGCAGGGUUCUGACGACGAGGACGAGUCCAAAGACGGCGAGGAGAAAAAUGAUGGAGAAAAGAACGGCGGGGAAAAGAACGGCGGGGACAGACAUGGACGACACGGAGCAGAAGGGCGAAGACGACGGACGAAGGACGAGGAAGAGGAGGAGGACGAAGAGGAUGAGAAGGAGUAGCCGGUCCCGGGUCCGAACGUCGGAACCAAAAACUCAAACUGAUUUUCUUCUUCACUGUUUUUCUCCUGGAGUCGACCUUCACGACGGUUGCUAUGGAAACGGACCCAGUCAGGAAGAGGAUGUUGAACAAGUCGGUUCUGAUGAACGUCUGAUUGGAACAGGACCGAUCUGGGUCGGAGGGCUGAGCGGCUCAGUGGUGGAGCUUGAUCGCCGUGACUACACUUCCCAUGAUGCUUUGCGUUACAGAGUCCUGUCCCCCAGGGGAUGGACCGAGACUCCAGAACCGUUUCAGGGUUCUGACCACUUUAGGAAACACUUUCCCGGCUUUUUGGACUCAUUUGGUCCAGAAUCGCAGAACUGGACCUGGAACCAGAACCGGGCCUGGUUCUGUCUGACCGGGUCAUGUGUACAUAAACCCAACUUCCUGUUCCUUUAAUCAAACUGCAGCUCUGCAGGUUUCUGUCUCGGUUCUGGUCAAACAGUGUUUUAGCCCGGUCCAGUUCUGCAGAACCUCGGUACCCGUAUUUUGACACAUUUGGGUUCAGUUUUUAUUUGCAGAGGGGUUUCUGGCCCUCUGGGGUCAAGAGGUCAUGACCCCAGAGUUGUUCGGACAGAUUAAUUUCUGGGUUAUGCUAACGACUUCCUGAUUGACACUCCCAUCCAAUCAGGAUGAGUUGUUUAAGGUGGGAGGAGUUAGAGUGAAUCAUUGAUGACAUCACAGAAGGUUUGAGCCUCAGCCGGCUGUCAGUCAGCCACAUGAACAGAUGUUUGUUGCAGCUGUGAAUGACCAGCUGACCUGGGUUUUUAUCAUUAGUCAGCAUUUAUUUUGAGCUUUUCAUCACUGGUCUUCCUAUGACCUUUAACCCUGAAGCCUCCUCAUCAUCACUGACACUGUGACGGUAUCGCUUCCCAUCGUUAGACUUUCUUCAGACAUAAUUAUGGAAACGUUGCUUCAGUUUCCUAAAGGGUCGCGCGGCGUCGCCCCCUGCGGGUCGCGCGGCGUCGCCCCCUGCGGGUCUCGCGGCGUCGCCCCUGCAGGUCAAGUGUCACAUUGCAGUUUCAAGCUCCAUUUUGUGUUUCUGACUGGAACCAACUGAGAAAAACUCUUAAAGGUGAGAUGUGAGCGUCUUCUGUCGUGUUUUAAAGGUGGAAUAUAAAAGUUUGUAAGAUUUUAGUGAAUCUUCCGGGUCAAACCGACCUGCAGGACGGCAGAUCAGAUCCGAUCAGCUGCAGGAAGUAAAGAAAGAAUAUUUUAAAAAGAACAGAACUGAGUCAUUUAAGGAAGAACCCUAAAAGUACUUAAAGAAAAUGAGUUGGAUCCCAUUUGGUUCUGCUGCUUCUAAAGCUUCUAAUGUCAUAUCAGCUUUAAUAACUAAUGUAAAUACAUCAGAAAUACUCUGUACCUUUCUGUUGGUUUUUGCAGCGCUGCGUUUGUGAGCUCAUUUAAAAACUGGACAAAUCACGUCCCGUACUCCUCGAUUUUCCUUCUCAGUUUCUGAUGUUCCAGUUUGGAGAUUCUUCACAGCUGGAGUCCGUCUACGGAAGCUCGUAGGGACAAACUCACUGAAACAGUUUCUACGCAGGUUGUCAGCAAGUUUACUCUGGUUUUCAGUGUUUCUGUUGCUUAAUAAAAAACGCUUCACACCAAAACA